AUGAUGAGUGUCGCGAUAUUGAGGCGGAGCGGGCUGAGGAAGCCUUCCAACAUCCUACUCUUCGGCCUGGUCAUAGCGGACAGCAUGCUUCAGUUGAUGACCAUGAAUUUCUCAGAGAUUCUGGAGUACUUUGGCCCCGACAUGGAGUAUCCCGAUCUGUGCGGGUGGCAGUACAGUGAGGGGGUGAACUACUUUCUACUGGUCUGCCUCAUUCUUUACUUCUUUCUGAGCUCAUGGGGCCAGUAUGUCAGCACGACCAUCGCCAUGGUCAUCACUCUGGAGAGAUUUCUCGCCGUCUACAUGCCAAUGACAUUUAAAAAGGUAGUGACCACUAAAACCGCUAUAGCCAGUGUUGUUCUCUCCUUCCUCAUCUGGCUGCCCUGGUCAGCUUAUUACUUGACCGCAAUGGACGUGUAUGUCCAGCACUCAAAGGUCAUGUUCUUUGCUUCGGGUGGAGUCAACGUCGGGAACCUGGACGCUUACAACAUCUUCUAUUUUUUCGUCUCGGAUAUCUUCUCCUCCUGGGUGCCGAUCUCCAUCGUCAGCAUCGGCUGCACCCUCAUCGCCUUCAAAAUCAAACUGACCCUCCGAGAUCGGAGGAAGAUGACCUCGAAUCAAGACAAUGUCAAAUGGUCAAUGAGGACGACGACGACUUUGUUGACCACAUGUCUUGUGUUCGCUCUGACUCGCAUCAUCUACUCUUGUAUCAAUUAUUUCGUAGCUGACCUACCCUCGGCUACUCUCUAUCUCAUGAUGGAGUUUAUGAACACAUCUCUUCUAAUAGAUGCCUCCAGCAACUUCUUUGUGUACAUUGCGACUAACAAAAAACUUUUCAAUACAUUCAUAGAGAUUCUGUACAGGAAAUCUCCAAGAAACCGUUUUCCGUAG
Biomphalaria glabrata is the source of this 888-nucleotide messenger RNA. RefSeq lists its product as uncharacterized. Gene Ontology annotation, cellular component: plasma membrane. Gene Ontology annotation, biological process: G protein-coupled receptor signaling pathway. The coding region runs from base 1 to 888 and encodes 295 amino acids. Gene Ontology annotation, molecular function: G protein-coupled receptor activity. NCBI's taxonomy places the organism in Eukaryota, Metazoa, Mollusca, Gastropoda, Planorbidae. The record is from RefSeq and is a predicted model, not a curated record. The transcript has a single exon.